AUGCGUUUCAACUACUUCCUCGCCGCUGCCGCUGUUGCGAACGCCGCCGUCAUUCCCCAAGUCCCCCAGACCAAGGACACUGUCAAGGAUGUCACCUCUGGUGUCAAGUCAACCGUCGACGGCGUCACUCUCCCCAAGGUCAACGCCCACGUAGGCCGCCGUGCCCAAGCAAACGUCGGCGCUAAGGUCGCUGGUGUUGAGCCCAAGGUCGGUGUCACUCUAGGACGACGAGUAAACACAGGCGCCAAGGUCAACCUCGAGGGCGUUACAUACGACAACGUUAACGUCACCGUUGACAAGGGCAUCAACCCCAAGGUCGGCGCCAGCGUAGGCCGCCGCGCCGAUGCCAGCGUUGAUGCUAAGGUCAACGCUUUGGGUCCCUUCACUGCUGAUGCUGCUGCCGGUGCCUCUCUCAACAAGCGACUCGACGCAGAACUUGAGGCAGCAAUUGACGCUAAGCUCGAGGCUCUCGGUGUCUCUGCCGAUGCCUCCGUCGAAGUCAAGCUCCAGGCUCUUGGCCUCUCCGUCGAUGCCUCAGUUGAGGCCAAGCUUAACGCUCUCGGUCUUUCUGUUGAUGCCGAUGUUGAUGCUAAGGUCAACGCGCGCCAAACGAUCCCUAACGUCAACGUCCCCAAGGUCGACGGACUUGUUGGCGAUGUCACUUCCGGUGCCACCAACGGUGUCAAGUCCACUGUCGACGAUGUCAAGGACAUUGAUGUCGAUGCUGAGGUCGACCUUGACAGGCGCCAGCUCCCCAGUGUUGACGGCCUCGUUGGUAACGUCAAGGAUGGUGUCAACGGCGUCAAGGACGGUGUCACCUCUACUGUCAACGACGUCAAGAACAUCGAUGCCCACGCGGAUGCUCUGGACAAGUCCGUCGACGCUGCUCUGACCAGGCGCCAGCUCCCUGACGUCAACGGUCUCGUUGGCGGUGUUGAGGGUGCCGUUCCUGGCGUCAAGGCUGUCGAGGAUGCCGCUACCCCUAUUGUCAACGAUGUCAAGGACAACGUCGUUGGUGGUGUUACUGGUGUUGUCUCCCCUAUCGUCAACGAUGUCAAGGACGGUGUCACCUCUGCUGUCACUCCCAUUGUCAACGGCGUCACCGGUGCUGUUGACCCUAUCGUCAAGCCCGUCAAGGACGCUGCUACUGGUGCCGUUAAGGGUGUCGAGGGUGCCGUCGCCCCUGUUGUCAGCAACGUUCAGGGCGCUGUUGACCCCGUUGUUAACGGCGCUAAGGGUGCCGUUGAGCCUGCCGUCAAGAACGUCACCGACGGUGCUCUCCCUGUUGUCAACAACCUCAAGGAUGGCGUCACCUCUGGUACCUCUCUUCCUCACUUUGACUCCAUCUUCUUCUUCGACAGCAAUAUCCCUACCCUGAGACUUGACAGUAUGGAUUCCUCGAGCGACACAGACAAGCGGCCGAUGUUCAACUUUGAGAAGUACUCGAACUCCAAAGUGCUAUCUGAUGUUACGAUCCGAUACGGCGCUUCGGGCGAGCUCAAGUUCGAAGCUCAUAGACUGCUGCUGAGCGCACAGUCCCGUUGGUUCGAGGCAGCUUUUACAGGAGGGUUUGCAGAGAGCCAUGCCAGAGAGAUCACUUUGGUUGGAGAUGAUCCCGAUGCUCUCAAAACUAUGCUCGGCUUCGCGUAUGAUCAACAGAUACGUAGAUGGGAGAGACCGCCGAAUGGUACUACCGUCAACAUCAAGCGCCUCCUCGAGCUUUAUCGUGUGGGCGACAAGUACCAAUUCCACACUCUCUUGGUCCCAGUUGCCUCACGGCUCGACAGUUGCAUGUAUGACUGGUUACGCAUGUCUGCAGAACCAUUUGACAAAGACAGUAUUGCGCGUUCCGAGUUUUGCAGCUUCGUCAGAGACAUCUACGAACUCGUCGGUCCAGAACAUCGACCCAGCCAUCCGUUGGUACAGAUCUUACUGGAACUAGCAACAGAUUGGCCGAACACAAGCGUUCUGAAGAACACAGGAGAUAAUCUACCCCUGAUAGUAACGGCGUCACAGAAAGUAGCAGAGUUUGGACGAGACAUAUUUCUUCACUUGAUGAACAGAACUGGACUCGCGGAAGCAAUUCAUGAUGGCGAGGCUAUCAAGUCUGAGUUGUUCAUAGGAGUCCGGCUCAAAUGUUGGGCUUGUUGCGUCGUCUCGUGGAUAGUGAUGAUGGACGUUGAAGAAAAGCUGCACAGGCUCACACAACAUAUACUCGCACUCGCUCCUUAUAUCGAAGCUCCCCACCCUCCUUAUCCACCUACAAUGCCCGAGACAACCAAAGUCGUGCCCCUCACCUGCCACGGUCACUCACGACCUGUGCCGCACAUCCACUUCUCGUCCCUUGUAGACGAAGAUCAAUACUACAUUAUAUCAGCAUGCAAGGAUAACAAUCCCAUGCUCCGCGACGGAGUGACGGGAGACUGGAUUGGCACCUUCCUCGGUCACAAAGGCGCAGUGUGGCAAGCGAGGCUAUCUUCUGAUGCCUCGUUGGCAGCUACUGCCUCUGCAGAUUUCUCUGCAAAGGUCUGGGACACUCACACUGGCGAAGCCCUACACACUCUCUCACACAACCACAUCGUUCGCGCAGUCGCAUUCCCCAACCAGCCCCAUCCCCAGAUUCUCGCGACAGGUGGCAUGGAGAAGAAGCUGCGCAUUUACGACCUUUCGCGCAGCGACGCGACGAGCUUCGAGAUCGGCGCAGGUGUCCACACUGGAACCAUCAAGUCGAUUGUAUGGACAUCUGACCCGAAUGUCAUAAUAACAGCAGCCGAAGAUAAGAAGGUGCGGUGGUGGGAUUUGCGCCAAGAGGCUACAAUUGGCGAGCAUGCCGUGGAAGGCACUGUUGGCUCCUGCGAGUUGGAUAACACCUCCUCGGACGGCAUCUUGAGCGUAGCCGCUGGAAACAGCGCGUACUUCUUCAACAGCCAGUCGCCCGGCUCACUCAUCAAGAGCAUCAAGACACCGUACGAGAUUGCCAGUGUGGCCCUGCACAACGGAGAGCGCAAAUUCGUUACUGGUGGUAGCAACCAGAACGACACUUGGGUCAGAGUUUGGGACUUUGACGAAGAGAAGGAGCUCGAGACCAACAAGGGCCAUCACGGACCUAUUUGGUCGGCAAGCUUCUCGCCUGACGGAAAGCUCUAUGCUACAGGCAGUGAGGACGGAACUGUGAAGCUAUGGAAGUUCACGUCUGGACCUUACGGUCUGUGGAAGUAG
Alternaria burnsii is the source of this 3219-nucleotide messenger RNA. RefSeq lists its product as uncharacterized. Lineage: Eukaryota; Fungi; Ascomycota; Dothideomycetes; Pleosporales; Pleosporaceae. The transcript has 7 exons. Gene Ontology annotation, cellular component: SMN complex. Gene Ontology annotation, biological process: spliceosomal snRNP assembly. The coding region runs from base 1 to 3219 and encodes 1072 amino acids. The record is from RefSeq and is a predicted model, not a curated record. Gene Ontology annotation, molecular function: RNA binding; protein binding.